This is a messenger RNA of Symsagittifera roscoffensis, 771 nucleotides long. RefSeq names its product D-erythrulose reductase-like. Gene Ontology annotation, biological process: xylulose metabolic process; glucose metabolic process. Bases 1 to 771 code for a protein of 256 amino acids. Gene Ontology annotation, molecular function: carbonyl reductase (NADPH) activity; L-xylulose reductase (NADPH) activity. The transcript has a single exon. Lineage: Eukaryota; Metazoa; Xenacoelomorpha; Acoela; Convolutidae. The record is from RefSeq and is a predicted model, not a curated record.
AUGGAUGAAGUUUCAACUGCUGCAACAGUCUUCUACCCUGAAUUGAGAGGAAAACGUGCCGUUGUAACGGGCGCGGGUAAGGGAAUAGGCGCUGAAACUGUCGAUGGGCUCAUUACUCAGGGCUGUUACAUAAUCGCCAUUUCUCGAACGCAAGCCGACUUGGACAAAUUGAAACAAAAAUACGACUCGACUAAAAUUGAAACUAUUCUUCUCGAUAUUACCCAUUGGAAUGAGGUCGACAACAUUUUCUCGAAGUUGGAACCAUUUCAUUAUUUGAUCAACAAUGCUGGAAUUGCCAUUUGUGGUCCAUUUUUGCAAGUGAGUGAACAAGAUAUCGACUCUGUAUUUGGCGUGAACGUAAAAGCAUGUCUUCACGUGGCACAAUGCGCUGCCAAGAAAAUGCUGGAAAACAAAAUCAAAGGAGUUGUUGUCAAUAUUUCCAGUCAAGCGUCCAAAAGACCGAUUAAGGAUCAUACAAUGUAUUGCUGCACCAAAGCAGCCCUCGAUAUGUUGACAAAAAUGAUGUCGCUUGAAUUGGGUCCUAGUGAGAUUCGAACCGUAUCCGUCAACCCGACUGUUGUUAUGACAGAUAUGGGGCGAAAAAAUUGGUCUGAACCGUCGAAGAGUGAGAGUAUGUUGUCGCAAAUUCCACUGAGGAGAUUUGCUGAAGUGGACGAGGUCGUUAAGCCUAUUUUGUUUUGUUUGAGUGACGGAGCGGCUAUGAUCAAUGGCUGUGAUGUUAACAUUGACGGGGGAUUUGUGUCAGCUUAG